Messenger RNA from Syngnathus typhle (broad-nosed pipefish), 4419 nucleotides. RefSeq names its product myosin binding protein C3 (gene mybpc3). The record is from RefSeq and is a predicted model, not a curated record. NCBI's taxonomy places the organism in Eukaryota, Metazoa, Chordata, Actinopteri, Syngnathiformes, Syngnathidae. Gene Ontology annotation, molecular function: protein binding.
GGCCUGUCAAUCAGGGGAGGUGUUGGAGAAAAUGAUGGUUGAAAUAUAGCCUCUGCGUGCGUGUACGCAAGUAUGUGUUGCAUACGUGCUGUUGUGACGCUGGAAUAGGAUGAGCUUUGAUGGGACGUGUGGGGGCAGCUGUUGUUCUUUGGCCAUCAUACUGGACUCGGAAUUAAGGCGUCUGGAGAGGUGGUGCUCAUUGGAGGGCCCAUUGCUAUUAAAGGCAAAAGAGGGAGAUAGAGAGCAGAAUAAGUCACCUCGUGGAGAAGAGCACAUCUUUUAGGAAGAUGCCAGAGCCAGUCAAAAAACCGAUUUCAGCUUUUACGAAGAAGCCAAAGACACAGGAAGCAGAAGAAGGGUCCUCCGUGGUCUUUGAAGCAGAAACCGAGAAGUCUGAUGUUAAAGUUAGAUGGCAGUGCAACACAAAGGACCUUGCCAGCAGCAAAAAAUACGAGAUCGCAGCCAAUGGAAACAAGCAUUCCCUCACGAUAAAAGCCGUUACCCAGGAAGAUGUCAAUACCUAUGCUGUGAUUGCAGGAAGUUCAAAGAUCAAGUUUGAUCUGAAAGUAUCAUCAAAGAAAGAAACUCCAGCUGAGGCUCCUGUUACUCCAUCGGAAGAGUCGAGUGUAACACAAAAGCAGCAGAACGCUACACCUGCGGCCGCACCAAAAGAAGAUGAGGCUACUGCCCCAACACAUGAUGCUCCUCCAUCAGAGGAUGGACAGCCUCCAGACACCAGACAGGACCUCACUGGCCUCUUCACAGAGAAACCCAAAAGUGGAGAGGUCACUGUCGGUGGAAACAUCACAUUUGUGGCUAAAGUCAAUGCUGAAUCGCUGCUGAAGAAACCAACCAUCAAAUGGUUUAAAGGGAAGUGGAUGGACCUGGCCAGUAAAUCUGGAAAACACCUGCAGCUGAAGGAGUUCUAUGACCGUAACACCAAAGUUUACACAUUUGAGAUGCACAUCAUGGAAGCCAAGGGUAAUUUUGCAGGAGCUUACAGAUGUGAAGUUUUGUCCAGAGACAAGUUUGACAGUUGUAAUUUUCAACUCACUGUACAUGAGGCUUGUACUACCGAAGGUUUCGACAUAAGAGCAGCUUUUCGACGCACGAGUGACGCCGCAAUGAAGAGAAGUGGAACAUCAACAAGUAGCACUGAAGGAAAAGAAAACUCGGGAGAACUGGACUUCAGCACAUUGUUAAAGAAGAGCAGCAGUUUCUUAAAAAAUCGAGCCGUGCAGAUGAGCACAGAGCCUGAUGUGGAUAUUUGGGAUAUUCUCAGCCAUGCUCCUGCCUCAGAAUAUGAAAAGAUUGCUUUUCAGCAUGGCAUCACUGAUUUGAGGGGCAUGCUCAAAAGACUAAAGAAGAUGAAGAAGGAGGAGAAAAAAAGUGCAGCUUUCCUGAAGAAGCUAGAUCCCGCCUACCAAGUGACAAAGGGUCAUAAAAUAAAAUUAGCAGUUGAGGUAGCUAAUCCAGAUGUUGAUGUCAAAUGGCUGAAGAAUGGACAAGAAAUACAUCUAACUGGAAGGUGUGAAUGUGUAAACAUUUCAUCAAUGCAACAUCAUUUUUGGAAAAUUGAUUAACUCUUGUAUGUGAAUUUCUCUCUAUGCUUGUCAUUCUUCCACAUCACCAGCAAGUACAUUUUUGAGAGUGUGGGAAACAUGCGCUACCUCACCAUCAACCACUGCUCAUUGGCUGACGAUGCGGCCUACUGCUGUGUAGUGGGAGAGGAGAAAUGCACCACAGAGCUUUUUGUAAAAGAGCCUCCUGUUGUGAUUGUGAAGAACCUAGAGGAUCAGAUGGUCAUGAAGGGUGAACGAGUGGAGUUACAGUGUGAGGUCUCGGAGGAGGGCGCAAAUGUGAAAUGGGAGAAGGACGGUGUGGAACUAACUCGAGAUGAAUCAUUCAAGUAUCGCUUCAAGAAAGAUGGCUGCAAGCAUAUUCUGAUCAUAAAUGAGGCCACAAAAGAAGACUGUGGCCAUUACAAGGUCAAAACUAAUGGCGGCGAGUCUGUGGCUGAGCUCAUGGUGCAGGAGAAAGAGCUGGAGGUCUACCAGAGCAUCGCUGACCUCACAGUGAAGGCGAAGGAUCAGGCGGUAUUCAAGUGUGAGGUGUCGGAUGAGAACGUGAGGGGAACUUGGUACAAGAAUGGAGUGGAAGUCAAGCCAGAUGCCAGAAUAAACAUCACACAUAUUGGCAGGAUUCACAAAUUGACAAUUGACAAUGUCAAACCUGAGGAUGAGGCAGACUACACAUUUGAACCAGAUGGCUACGCUUUCAACCUCUCAGCAAAACUCAAUUUCAUGGAGGUGAAGAUUGACUUUGUGCCACGUCAAGACCCUCCUAAGAUCCACCUGGACUGUAGAGGCCACACAGCUGAGUCUACCAUCGUAGUGGUGACUGGCAAUAAACUUCGCCUGGAUGUCCCUAUCACUGGAGACCCUGCUCCCACUGUUGUUUGGACCAAAGGAGGGAAGGUAAUCAUCCAUUGGUCGUCAUCUGCUCCAAAUACACCAAAUCCUGUUUCCAUAAUGUAGGUCAUCACUGAGGGAGAUGGCCGAGUCCAUGUGGAAACCACCAAAGGCCAUUGUAUUUUCACUAUUGAAGGGGCUGAGAGACAGGAUGAAGGAAUCUAUUCAGUUGUGGUUCGUAACCCUGCUGGGGAAGAUACUGCAGAUAUCAAUGUGAAGGUUGUUGAUGUUCCAGAUCCUCCUCAAGCUCCCAAAAUUCUCAGCGUGGGAGAAGACUCCUGUGUUGUCCAGUGGGAUCCUCCUCUCUUUGAUGGAGGACAGCCGGUUAUUGGAUACGUAUUGGAGCGAAAGAAAAAGAAGAGCUAUCGGUGGAUGAGAUUGAACUUUGACCCAUACACUGAAACAAUCUACGAGGCAAAAAGGAUGAUUGAAGGAGUGGAAUAUGAAAUGCGAGUCUACGCUGUCAAUGGCAUUGGCAUGUCUCGUCACAGUCCGGCCUCACAACCUUUUGUGCCUGUUGCCCCGACAAGUGAGCCCAUUGGACUGUGCGUGGACGACAUUAGCGACACCUCCAUCACACUCAAGUGGCGAGCGCCUGAAAGGAUCGGCUCAGCUGACCUGGAGGGCUAUGGGGUCGAGUACUGCAAGGAGGGCACAGAUGAGUGGAUACCAGCCAUUCAGGGUUUGACCGAGAGGACCUCACUGACAGUCAGAGAGCUUACGACAGGAGACAAGCUGCAGUUUCGUGUGAGGGCAUACAACAUGGCCGGCCCAAGUGCAGCCGCCAUCCUAGCUCAGCCCGUUACCAUCAGAGAGAUCAUGCAACGCCCUAAAAUUUGGCUUCCUCGAAAUCUCCGUCAGACUCUGAUCAAGAAAGUUGGAGACACUGUCAACCUUGUGAUUCCAUUUCAGGGUAAACCCAGGCCUAAGGUUACAUGGAGCAAAGAUGGGCAGCCGCUAAACUCUGCACACGUCAGCAUAAGAAAUAGUGAUACCGACACGAUCCUAUUCAUCCGCAAGUCUGAAAGGAAUCAUUCGGGGCAGUAUGAUCUCCACGUGCAGAUAGAGAACGUGGAAGACAAGGCCAAAGUUAUGCUGCAAAUAGUUGAUGUCCCAGGACCUCCUGAGGCCCUGAAGGUUUUGGAUGUCUGGGGCUUCAAUGUCGCCCUCGACUGGAAGCCCCCUAGAGACGAUGGAAACUGCGAAAUUGCUGGUUACUGCAUUCAGAAAGCUGACAAAAAGACCAUGGAGUGGUUCACAGUUUUCGAUCAGUACCGCAGAACCAGCUGUGUUGUUUCCGACCUCAUCAUGGGUAAUGAAUAUGUCUUUCGAGUCUUUGCCAUCAACAUGGUGGGUCAUAGCCCAGAUGCCUGCAACACAAAAGACAGCAUCUACAUCCAGAAAACCGGAAUGGAGUGGAAGCCUGCCACCUACAAGGAUCUGGACUUCUCACAGGCUCCUAAGUUCACGCACCCAUUAGUGAACCGUUCGGUCAUAGCAGGGUACAAUGCCACUCUUAGCUGCUCCGUCAGCGGCAUCCCCAAGCCAAAAGUGACCUGGUACAAAAACAAGAUGGACAUCACAAAUGAAGCCAAAUACAGGAUGCUCAGUAAGCACGGAGUGCUGACCUUGGAAAUUCGAAAGCCUUGUCCAUUCGAUGGAGGGGUGUACAUGUGCAAAGCUGUCAAUGCUAGCGGGGAAGACGUUGUGGAGUGUAAGAUGGAGGUCCGCCCUCAAAUUGCAAAAGAAGAAAAGAAGUAAGCUGGCACAAUUCAUUGUUUGCCAAACUACUCUCACUGAGUGGUCACCUUUUGUUGGACAUGUGAAGCUUUCCACCUUGGUUGCAAUUUCCUUUGCAAUCAACUCACACCCAUGUGGUAUAUCCCAAAGAUGUACAGUACAUGUCAAACUAUAUAACAAUAAAAGUAUUUUUUGUCUGUCAAUCACA